GGCCGCCAGUCUGUGCGUAAAAAUCCCCAAAAAGUUUAACGCACCGAAGAGAUUAUCUGAGGAGUCUCCAUACCCGAUCAUCACUCCCCGGGAAUAGUAAAGCUCACACCAGACGCCCACUGGAGCGGGAUAUAUAACUUUUAUUAGACAUUGUGUGGAGAGACUGGGAGCUUCGGGCUGGUGGAGCGGGAGAGCGGAGGAAUCCUCUUCGCUGCAGCCGGGGAGGAGUGCACGCAGCGCCGGGUAGCAGGCUGACCCAAAGGACGGCACCUCUGAGAGAAGGUUAUGACGGAGCUGAGCUGAACAUGGAGCUUCUCUGGAUUUUGUUAUUUUCUAGUGUCUGUCCUCUCGCCUGGGGCCAAGGAGUUUACGCUCCAGCUAAUGCCCAGAUCGUACACUCAGGCGCAGCAUGUAACGUCAAGGAUGAUAACAUCAGCGAGAGAAUCUACACCAUCAAAGAAGGAGACACACUCGUUCUUCAGUGUAUCGUCAAGGGACACCCACGGCCACAGGUACGGUGGACAAAGACGGCGGGCAGUGCGUCAGAAAAAUUCCAAGAAAAACCCAUCUACAAUGAGACGCUACGCAUCAAUGUCAUCAAAAGGAUACAUGGGGGCCGCUACUACUGCAAGGCCGACAACGGGGUGGGGGUGGCUGCCAUCAAGUCCAUCCGUGUAGAUGUGCAAUACCUUGAUAUACCAGUUCUGACGGUGCACCAGACCAUCAGUGAUGUGCGUGGCAGUUACUACCAGGAGAAGACGGUGUUCCUGCGCUGCACCGUCAACUCCAACCCUCCCGCACGAUUUAUCUGGAAACGCGGGAACAUGCUCAUCGAACAGAGCAAAGACAACGGAGUGGACAUCUACGAGCCGCUUUACACUCAGGGUGAGACCAAGGUGCUGAAGCUGAAAAACCUCAGACCCAAGGACUUUGCUGAUUACACCUGCCAGGUGUCUGUACGCAAUGUGUGCAACAUCGAAGACAAGUCGGUCACUUUCAGGCUCACGAAUGCAACCGCUCCCCCAAUGAUCCGGCUGUCAGUCAACGACACGGUGGUGGUGGAUCCUGGGCAGGACGUGAUGUUAACCUGUGAGGUGACUGCAGGUUUCCCUCUCCCCAAAGUGAAUUGGUCGUGUUCUGCUGGCGACCUUCCCCUCAGCGCAAAGGUUCAAGGGGCAACACUCAUUCUGCGUGCGGUCACACCGGCGGACGCAGGCUUUUACAACUGCUCGGCUGUCAACAAUGUGGGCAACCCUGCACGAAAGAACGUCAAUGUGGUUGUCAGGACGAUGAGCAACCUGACCUUUCAAAUUACACCCGACUCCAACAAGGACAGUGAGAGCAUCCAAAUGGGUCGGGACCUCAAGCUGUCGUGCCAUGUUGAUGCCACCCCGCAGGACAAGGUCAACUACACCUGGUACAAGAACGGCGCACCUGUCUUCAACUCGGACAGCCUGAUCUUGCUGCGCAGUGACCCUGACAUGGCACCCGGCACCAGCAGCUUGGAGAUUGUGGACAUGAAGUUCAGAGACUUGGCUACCUACAGCUGUGUGGCAAAUUUCCCCGGGAGCAGGGUCCCGGAGCUCCGUGUGGAUGUCAACAUCUCUCAGAACAGUGUCUCUCCUCCAGUGCUCUCUGUUCCGCCAGGAGGUCAGGUGGUCAACGUGCGAGAGGGAGGCAUUGCUGAGCUGGUUUGCCUGAUAGUGGAUGGCAAACCACGUCCACCUAUACUCUGGUCACGGACAGAAAAGGACCUGCUAAUGCCGUCAAAGACGCCUGUGAUGGAGACUCCUGAUGGCCGCUUGAGGCUCAGGAAUGUCAGCAGGGACAUGAUGGGGGCGUACCGGUGCCAGACUGCUCCGUACAAUGGGCUUAACAUCAAGCGCAGAGAGGCGCAGGUCCAGCUUAACGUGCAGUUUCCACCCAUUUUGGACCCAGUAUUCCAGGACGUGCGUGCUCGGAACUAUCAGAUGGUGACUCUGAGGUGUACGGUGCUGCGGUCCAAUCCGCCGCGUCUGACAGACAUUCGCUGGUACCGUAAUGGCGAUUUCAUCCGCAUGCCCAUGCCGGACCUGAAGGAGACUCCGGAACUGAAGUUCAAGCUUGAACCUACCAACAAUGGCUCUUAUGAGUGCCGAAUCAGCAAUUCUGCAGGAACAUCGACAUGCACAUUUAAUGUCUCUGCUCAACCGUAUAGUGCAGAAUUUUACUAUGACACACCGAACCCAGUCCGGAUUCUGAAAGGUAACAACUAUUCCUACAACCUGCAGUGGACACAGAGAGAUCCAGAGGCCACAGACCGUAUCAUCGGCUACUGGAUUAAUAUCCGAAAGAACUUGCUGUCGUGGCAGAUAGAGCUCAAGGAUAAGGAGCCAGAGAGGGGUGUGCUGAUGUCCCACACCAUAUCAGACCUGAGAAUCCCCCUGUCCUACGAGGUCCGACUGGCCCCCAUCACCACCUACAGCACUGGGGACUACAUCAGUCGAAUCAUCCAGUAUUCAGAACCCUACACCUACCCGAGGCCCUCAGACCGUGUAUGUGGUUUCAAAGAUGAGCGAAUCUGUGGUUUCUCUCAAGACCGGAGUGACAUCUUUGACUGGACGAGACAGAAUCACCUGACGCAGAAUCCCAAGCGAUCUGCCAACACUGGCCCCGAGACUGACCGCAGCGGAACCAAGGAGGGAUACUACAUGUACACUGAAGCAUCAUGGCCGCGUGUUCAGGGAGACAAAGCUCGUCUGCUGUCCCCACUUUUUAAUGUGACCUCAGUCAGAGGUCCCAAGGGCUCCGGCAGAGUACCAUACUGUGUGUCCUUCUACUACCACAUGAAGGGCAAACAUAUCGGGACUCUGAACGUGCUCCUUAGAGUGAGAAGCAUUGCCUCUGUGGACUCUGUGAUUUGGACCAAGUCUGGUCCUCAAGGCCCUGACUGGAAGAAAGCGUACUUUGACAUCAGCCCCAGUGGACCCUUCCAGAUUGUAUUUGAAGGAAUCCGAGGCCAGAGCUUUGAGGGGGACAUUGCCAUCGACGACGUCUCCAUCACCAUAGGAAAGUGCAAACAGGAGAACACUGUAGCCAGCGCAGGUAAGACAGUCCUGAUCGGUGGCUCACACUCACUCCCAUUGGCCAGCUGGCUGACCUUUGGCCUCUCCUGCUUGCUGUCGCUGCUCUACAGAUGAUGAGCACUUCUCAGCACAGCCACCACCUGUCUGCACGGCCAGAUGCUGCCCUGACUCGCUCUUUUACUUCUCUCUCUGCCCUUCCCCCUCUCCUCCCCUCUACUUACUUGUCACCUCACCUGUCUGUCCUCCUCGCUCACUGUCUCUCUAACUUUCAUGCAUCCGUCUCAUCUUUCCUGCUUAUAGGUAAAUGGUAACAUAAAGUCUACUUUCCCCUCCUCCUGCUUUCUUUGAACAUUUCCCCUGCAGACACUCUGCACUAUAACCAACAGACUGUAUUUAAGGUAAACAUACUUAAUGAUCUUCGACAGUCGACCUUCACAUCCUCCCACUUUGUCACCUUUUCCUUCUUCUCCUUCAUCAAAACCCUUCACCCAUACAAGCACCCUCUCAUGUAUCUCCACUCCCCUCAAACUGCAAUCCUUGACGGCCCGAUUCCCGAGACACACCAAAGUGUCGGACACUCUACCAAAGAUGACAAAGGACCGGAGGGAAUAAAGCAAGGGAACAUGGAUUCCAAGAAGAAAAUGAAAGAGAGAGAUAGAAAAAUCCUUCUUUUUCACAGAAACUGUCUCCCAUUUGUCCUAACCUUUGGGACCAUGGGGGUGACUGAAUGACAAAGAGAGAGAUGAAAAGACUGAUGAAUGAAUGAAUAAAUGAACAAAUGAAUGGCGAGGAAAGGACAAACCAGAAACAGAGGUAAAAAGAUGGGUGCUCCUGGUAGCCUCUCUGCUCGCCCUCUGCUUGCCACAAGAGACGAACCUCAGUGCGGAUUACACGUGUACAUUUAUCUAUAUAUAUAAAUAUAUCAAAUAUAACAAAGUUUAAACUUAAACACAACAAGGACAGUGGAGGACUUUACAAAGUGAAAUUAAAGAAGCACAACGUUUAUACAACCUCUGCUGUUCCUUUGGGUUUUAUUCUACUUAUUAUGUGAUGUUGCGAUUUGUCAUACCUACUCAAUGUUUUUGAUAUUUUGCUUUGGUUUUGUUUUGUUUACGGGUUUGAAGGGUCAAGGGAAAUUGGUAAUGGAUUAUUAUAUUAAUAUUUAUGAGAGGAAGAUGAGAUGAUUAGUGGACUGGAAUCAAGCUCUUGGAGGAAAUGUAAGAAUGACCCUGAGCCACCUGGGUAGACACCUCAGCUCUUCUUCGCACAAACACUACAUUACUGAACACUCACAUUUACCUGGACACAAAUAAACACACUCUUAGUUUUCCUUUCUGACGUCACAGUCUGGCCCUCUGCUCACCCUCUGCCUCAAAUACACCUCUCUUCUGCGAAAGACGGAAAACAAAGAAUGGUAGAUUUAUAUUUCCAGCCUCUUUUUCAUAAUUGUUCCUCUGUCACUGGACGUCAUGACUCAACGGAAUAGAUGCACUUCCUCUUAUGAGGAAGAAAGGGAAAGUGCUGUGAUAUGAGAGGCAGAAGAUAUCCUGGAGUCUGGUUGAAUAAAUGAUCAAAGAGCACGUCUUUCUCCGCAGGUUACUGAAUGUCAUGUAGGAUUCCUUCAUAACACUCCAAUAGGUGGAAGGAGAGGAGUUUCAGUAUCUGGCCAGUGUGCAGUGUGGAUCACAUAUCAGAUACUCUGUCAUUGUUUCAAUAUCGUUGAAUGUCUGUAGACUCAAGAAUUUUCAUAAUUGCGUAGAUAUGAUUGUUGAAGUCAAGCAAUACUCACAUCUAUAGAUCUAUAUGGUAGUUUAUGAUUUCAUUUAUGACAACAGUUCAGUCUGCAUAUACAAACCCUUGUUUUCUCCAAGAUACAACAUACUGGCUUCUUCUCUCAUUUAUGAGU
Molecule: messenger RNA, 4971 nt
Organism: Paralichthys olivaceus (Japanese flounder)
Lineage: Eukaryota; Metazoa; Chordata; Actinopteri; Pleuronectiformes; Paralichthyidae
Product: MAM domain-containing glycosylphosphatidylinositol anchor protein 1
Biological process (GO): homophilic cell-cell adhesion
Cellular component (GO): plasma membrane
Molecular function (GO): protein binding
Source: RefSeq, a predicted model, not a curated record